Molecule: messenger RNA, 3309 nt
Organism: Salvia splendens (bonfire salvia)
Lineage: Eukaryota; Viridiplantae; Streptophyta; Magnoliopsida; Lamiales; Lamiaceae
Exons: 10
Coding region: 256-3060 (934 amino acids)
Source: RefSeq, a predicted model, not a curated record
AAUUUAACCUACCAAAUUACCCGAUUCGGUAGUUCGGUUGAUCCCUGAAACUCGAAUUUUGCAGUUCGUCGUCGGAUAAGAUGGGUAACAAGUACGCACUCAGCGAUGGAAACCUUGGUACACAAAACCCUAUCGCGAUUCUAAGAAAAAACCCCUAAAAUUAUCCCCACCAAACCCGAACACUAUCAAUUUUGAGCUGCAGGAAUAGAUAGUCGCUACAUUUCGCGGAGGCCUAUAUCCCAAAAGAAAUCGGAAAUGAACGCUGUGGCCACGACGGCGUUCUGUCCGACGUCGUUUCAGCUUAAAUUCGCAUUCGCUGGCCGGAAACCUAAACUGGCGUUUGUGCAGACUCGCCUUCCGAAGAUCGAUCGCCGCCGUGUGGAACUCGAGUCGCUCGUUGUACGGAGUAGCGCGGUCAACGGCAACGGCUUGGAACAACGUAGUCCAGUCAAUUCAUCAUGGACGAACUCGAAUUCUGCGGCUGAUGAUUUCUCUGGCUGGGCGACUGGUGACGCUGAAAAACGUUUUGGUGAUCCCAAGCCGAAGAAAUCGGUUGUAGGGAUACUGGCAGCAGGAGUUGCCGGGGUGAUUCUGGUUGCUGGCAUCACAUUUGCUGCAUUCUCUAUGAGUAGAAGGAGUACUACAAGAAUUGGAGAACAAAUGGAGCAAUUGACAGAAGAACAAGAAGAGUCCUUGUCCUUGGAUGACAAACAGAAUCAAGUUGAGGGGGAUAAAUAUGGGAAGGAAGUUGAGAUGCUGGAUAGUAAUACUGCAGAAAGCAUGGUAGGUAAAGAUGGAGAUCCUCUUUCCAUUAACGAAAAUAUUGAUGCUAUAGAAAGUAGAGUCAGCGAAGAUACUGGUUUGAGACAGUCAUCGGAGGAAGGUGGAGUCUUUGGUCCUGUAGAUGUCCAAACAGAAGCAGCUGUUAGCGGCAAUAUGUUUUCUCCUGAAGCCACUAACAAACAUCCUCUACAUGAUAUUAAUGGAGAUUCCUCACCCAUUGAACCAGCAUUGGACAAACCUGCUGAUGCCAGUACACUAGAACCAUCUGAAUUUGCUGCUGAUUCAGAAAAUUCAUUCACUGACAGUAUGAACAGGCUGUCUAACUUGAAUCAAGAGUCCAGCUUGUCGCUUAACCCUUCUUCUGUCGAGUCUUCAAUUUCCCAAGAAGUGCUUUUGAAGUCAGGAGACGUGCUUUCCAUAAUGGAUGUUGAGCCAAGCAAGGAGCUCCUAACAAUAGAUGUCAUUUCAAGCAAAAUUGAUGAGGUUGCUUUUAAUCAAAAUGUUGAAAUGUCGGUUGAGAAAACAUUAAAUGGAACUGUAUUGACUGGGACACCUUUACCAGAAGACUCCGAUCAAUCUGGAUAUCAAGAUCUUCAAAACAAUCAAAAUGACAUAGUUAGCCAACCCCUUUUUGACUCUACGGUUCCUGGAAAUUAUUUCACUUCAGCUGGCAUACCUGCUCCAUCACUUGUCUCUCCAGCUCUGCAAUCCCCUCCAGGGAAGGUUUUGGUUCCUGCUAUUGUCGAUCAACCUCAAAGUCAAGCAUUUUCUGCUUUGCAAGUCUUAAAGGUCAUUGAAGAUUGUGUUCAACCUGGAGACUUAUGUACACAACGGGAGUAUGCUCGUUGGCUAGUUCAAGCCAGUAGUGCUCUUUCCAGGAACACAACUUCCAAAGUUUAUCCUGCUAUGUUCAUCGAAAAUGUUUCUGAACUUGCCUUUGAUGACAUUACACCUGAAGACCCUGAUUUCCCAUUUAUUCAAGGCUUGGCAGAGGCUGGACUUAUUGCCAGCAAGCUUUCAAGACACGACAUGCAAUCAUACGACAAAGAAGAUACUAGUCCAUUAUAUUUCUUUCCUGAAAGCUCCUUAUCUCGUCAAGAUCUUGUGAGUUGGAAGAUGGCUCUUGAAAAAAGGAAGCUACCAGCGGUUGACAAAAAGAUCUUGCAGCAGUUAACUGGAUUCAUGGAUAUUGACAAGGUUAACCCUGAUGCAUGGCCGGCAGUGGUAGCGGACAUAGCAGCUGGAGAUCAGGGUAUUAUAACUCUUGCAUUUGGAUAUACAAGACUUUUCCAGCCAGAAAAACCUGUUACAAAAGCCCAGGCCGCCAUUGCACUUUCAACUGGGGAUGCUUUUGCUAUUGUUAGUGAUGAACUUGCACGGAUUGAAGCAGAAACUAUGGCAGAGAAUGCUGUUUCUGAGCACAGUGCUCUAGUUGCUCAAGUUGAGAAGGAUCUAAAUGCAAGUUUUGAGAAGGAGCUUUCCCUGGAAAGGGAAAAGAUCAAUGCUGUUGAGAAAUUGGCUGAGGAAGCUAGAAGAGAAGUGGAGAGACUGAGUGCUGCAAGGGAGGAGGAAAGUCUUUCAUUAAUAAAGGAGCGUGCUGCUGUUGAUUCAGAGUUAGAAAUUUUUUCUAGAUUAAGAAGAGAAAUGGAGGAACAAUUGCAGGUCCUUAUGACCGAUAAAAUGGAGACUUCAUAUGAGAAAGAAAGGCUGAAUAAACUUCGGAGAGAUGCUGAAAAGGAGAGUCAGGAACUAACACGGUUACGAUAUGAGCUGGAAGUUGAGCGCAAAGCCUUAUCCAUGGCACGGGCCUGGGCUGAAGAUGAGGCAAAAAAGGCAAGGGUGCAAGCAAAUGCCCUGGAUGAGGCUAGAGAACGAUGGGAGCAACAAGGCAUAAAAGUUGUGGUCGACAACGACUUACGUGAGGAAGCUGAAGCUGGAGAUACAUGGAUUGCUGCUGGAAAGCAGUUCUCUGUCGAAGAAUCCAUUGAGAGGUCCGAGAACCUCGUGGACAAACUUAAGAAAAUGGCAGAUGAAGUAAGAGUGAAAAGCAAAGAGACAAUAACAAAAAUCAUUGAGAUGAUAGUUGAAUUCAUAUCUAGCUUGAAGAAAAAGGCAGUGGAGCUAAAAGAUGCUGGAAAAUCGAAGUGGGACAGUUCUUUACAAGUUGUUCAGCGUAACUCUGCCGGAUUGACUUCAGCUGUUAAGGAAGGUGCAAAGCGCGUUGCUGGAGACUGGAAAGAAGGAGUGGAGAGAUUGUCGCAGAAGUUCAAGGCAUGAUUUUUGUAGUCUGUAUCUGAACUUUUAACCUUUCAUUCUGGGCAUACUGCUUCUGCGAUGUUGUGCUUCAUUCUCACUUACAAUCCUAAGGAAAUAAACGCCCAAGAGGAAUAAUGUUCGUCACAUAGUGAUUUUUGCAGAAGAUGCAAUAAAUUGUUGUAUGGUAAUGUAAUCAUAUAUGCCAGUUUCGGUUAGAAAUGUCUGUUUAACAAGUUCGACCACCUAAUAUCUGAUUUCAAGUCUCUCAAA